GGUUAUUAAGUUGGGCAUUGCAGUAAUUGUUACUUUUGGAAUAGUAUUUUGUCCUUUCUUAGUUUCUCUAGAACAAAUUUCACAAGUCAUUAUUCGCAUAUUCCCAUUACAACGUGGAUUAUAUGAAGACAAAGUCGCGAAUAUUUGGUGUGCAAUUAAUAUAAUUAUCAAAUUGAGAGAAAUUCUGGGUAUCCAAGCAUUGGCUAAAAUUAGGUAA
Messenger RNA from Racocetra fulgida, 217 nucleotides. The record is from the annotation of a GenBank genome assembly. Lineage: Eukaryota; Fungi; Glomeromycota; Glomeromycetes; Diversisporales; Gigasporaceae.